AUGGCGUACCGCCUCAUAACCCAAGUCGUCCUCAUUGGCACCCGCGUUGUGGGCCGCGCCUUCGCCGAGGCCUACAAGCAGGCCUCCGCCUCGUCCUCCUACCAGCGUGCACAGCAAAAAGCCGGCGGUGCAUCUGCAUCUGGGCGCGCAAGCAUCACGAGCGGCAUGACGCUCGACGAGGCUGUCAAGAUCCUGAACGUAAAGCCGCCGCAGGGUGGCAAGGCAGACAUGGAGGACGUAAUGGAGCGGUUCAAGCGGCUAUUCGACGCUAAUGAUCCGCAGAAGGGGGGAAGCUUUUACCUGCAGAGCAAGAUAUUGCGGGCAAGAGAGAGGAUCGAGGCCGAGGUGCGACCCAUGCAGGAGAAGAUGGCGCAAGAGAAGGAGGCAAAGGAGGGGUGGAAGCCGAAUAUCUACAAAGAUCGGUGA
Messenger RNA from Cryphonectria parasitica EP155, 426 nucleotides. RefSeq lists its product as uncharacterized. Gene Ontology annotation, biological process: protein import into mitochondrial matrix. NCBI's taxonomy places the organism in Eukaryota, Fungi, Ascomycota, Sordariomycetes, Diaporthales, Cryphonectriaceae. The coding region runs from base 1 to 426 and encodes 141 amino acids. The record is from RefSeq and is a predicted model, not a curated record. The transcript is spliced from 2 exons. Gene Ontology annotation, cellular component: TIM23 mitochondrial import inner membrane translocase complex.